Micropterus dolomieu (smallmouth bass) is the source of this 2555-nucleotide messenger RNA. It is a transcript of the gene gtpbp3, whose product is annotated as GTP binding protein 3, mitochondrial. The record is from RefSeq and is a predicted model, not a curated record. Gene Ontology annotation, molecular function: protein binding; GTP binding; GTPase activity. Bases 237 to 1784 code for a protein of 515 amino acids. Gene Ontology annotation, cellular component: cytoplasm; mitochondrion. The transcript has 11 exons. Gene Ontology annotation, biological process: tRNA methylation; tRNA wobble uridine modification. NCBI's taxonomy places the organism in Eukaryota, Metazoa, Chordata, Actinopteri, Centrarchiformes, Centrarchidae.
GCUUAAGUGUGGAGGCAUGAGUUUAACAAGGAAGCUCGCACAGAAUACGUUACAUACAGUUGCAGUACGGUUGAUGAACUACCAGUCAGCGUUAAAAUCACAGGUUACCCCGACAUUACCUUACAGGAAUAAAGUGAACAAGGACGGAGCAUGUUUUGCAAUGUCAGCCUCUUAAAUCGGCCACACGAGAAACAGCAAGUACAUGAAACGUUUGGUAUUCGCAUCUUUAUAUAAUUAUGCUGCCAUCCAUUUAUCACGGGAUAAGGAGAGCUGCUGUCCACACACGUAGGACAAGCACUCCACCUUGCAGAUUGCUGUCCACUUGCGAUGGACCCCCAGUUGGACUGGCUCAUGCUGAGACCAUCUUUGCAUUAUCAUCAGGUCAUGGCAGGUGUGGGGUGGCUGUGGUACGAGCCAGUGGUCCAGCCUCAGCCACAGCUCUGAGGUGUAUGGCCGGGCUCACACGCAGCCUGCCUCCUCCGCGCACCGCCCUGUUACGCAGCAUCUCGGACCCCAAAUCCAAAGAAGUGCUGGACCGCGGACUUGUCCUCUGGUUCCCAGCUCCUCACAGUUUCACAGGAGAGGACUGUGUGGAGUUCCAUAUCCACGGUGGUCCUGCUGUCAUUACUGCUGUCUUACAGGCUCUAGGAAGCGUGCCUGGCAUGAGGCCUGCUGAAGCUGGAGAGUUCACGCGGAGAGCCUUUCAAGCAGGAAAACUGGGUUUAACAGAGGUGGAAGGGCUCGGGGAUCUGAUCCAUGCUGAGACCGAGGCUCAGAGGAGGCAGGCUCUCAGGCAGAUGUCAGGAGAGCUGGGAAGCCUUUAUCAAGACUGGAGCCACAAACUGAAACGGUGUCUGGCUCAUGUUGAGGCCUUCAUAGACUUCAGUGAGGAUGAGCUCAUUGAGGAUGGGGUCUUAAAUCAAGUGGACAGAUCGGUAUGUGAUCUGCAAGCAGAGAUGGAGCGACACCUAAAGGACGAGAGGAGGGGCGAGCGGCUACGCAGUGGAGUCCAGGUGGUCAUCGCAGGGGCCACCAAUGCAGGGAAAAGCAGCCUCCUUAACACACUUUGCCAGAGACCUGCAGCAAUUGUGUCUCCCAUUGCUGGCACCACCAGGGACGUAGUAGAGACGGCACUGGACAUUGGUGGAUUUCCUGUCCUCUUGAGUGACACAGCCGGGCUCAGAGACAGCCCAGACCUGGUGGAGAGAGAGGGGGUCCGCCGAGCUCGGGAAAGAGUGGACCAGGCAGACCUGACCCUUGUGGUUGUGGACUGUGCUCGUCUCCCAUCUGACGCAAUGCAGGCGACAUCCUUCCUUCAGGGACACCUCAGGAGUGUCCUGCUCAACCAGGAGCAGCCUGACACAGUAUUUCCUGCGGACAGGUUUCUCCUGGUGCUGAAUAAAACUGACCUGUUGCCUCAGGAGCAGAGGCAGAAGCUGGUCGGGGAGCUGAGACAGGCUUCUGGACUCCCUCCUCUUUGUCUGAUCUCUUGCCACACUACUGAAGGACUGCAGAACUUCCUCACAGUUUUGCACAGCAGUGUCAAGACUCUGUGUGGCGACCCUCUGUCUGGUGCCCCCACCCUGACCCAGGCCCGCCACAGGGCCCACCUGCAGCAGUGUUUUGCAGCCCUGGCUCAGUACCAGCGGUACCGCAACAUCGACCUUGCUCUGGCAGCCGAGGGUGUCCGGUUGGCUCUCACCAGCCUGGGCCGGAUCACUGGACGGGUCGGGGCAGAGGAGAUCCUGGAUAUCAUCUUCAAAGACUUCUGCAUUGGAAAAUAGUCAGAUGAGUAGCAGCGAAAACAUAAAAUACAUAUAGUACUAGCCUGCUCAGAGAGCAAGGCUGCCUUUUUGUUUGGUCCCAGAGUAUCAGUAAAGAAAACUUCUGCAUUGCGCCCGGCUUUGUGGCACAGCAAGACUAAAACGAAAAAAAAUCAUGUUCUUGGCUGCUGGAUCACUCUGAUCCCAAGACACAGAAAUGUUUGUUUUCUGUAAAUGCUUUUUAACAGGCUGAGAUACUUUUAGUGAUGACAGGUGCCUCAGAGGCCCCAUAUGCUGGCAAGUGUUUGGCAAGUCUUGAGUCGUAAUUUAAAAAUAGUUUUUGGAAGCCUUUGAUAGGAGAAUAUUGGGCUCUUGGGUCGCAACAUAAUAGCCAAGAUCAUUUAAAAUAAAGCCAGCCUCAGAGCUCUGCAAGGUCAUGGGUAAGGUCAAGUUUGGAUGUUUACUUGUACCACAAGACAAUGAAGAUUUUUUAUUUUUAUUGGCGGAGGGGAGCAGGUAUCAUUUCUGCUGUGUGUGUAUGUGUGUGUCCUUGUAUGGUUUUUAUGAGAAAUUCUAUUACUUGUAUUAUACGUGUACAUGUAUUAUUUGUUGUAUUAUAUAGUAUAUUCCACUAUGGAUGCAUGCUUGUGUGAAGUAGAUACAAGCUGUCACAUUUAUUUCCAUUGAAAAAAUUUACCUGUGAUGUGUGGGAAUUGUCCACAUGACUAUUUAAAAUGAACAUAGUUCAUACAAAAUAAAUUUUACAUGGAAUCUUUGAUGUGGAAUAAAUGG